UCUCUACAUCAUUCUCAAUACAAUUACUAGUCUAUAGACGUUCAGGAGAUACUCGCAGCGUUGUUUCUGCCUCCGAGACCAAAACAAGAAGCGGUAUCUGCAUCCUUUUGGUCAAAUCUUUAGUUUCUAGACCUGUCGGAAGUCGCCGGAGAGCCACCAGCCGGCCUGAUUCGGUGGGAAGUGCCCACCGUUCCACGUCCCGGCAUAGAAUUCUGUUAUUCGGUGAUCUCUCGUCGCCGGCCGUGAAGCACCUACUUGACCUCUGCUGAGGAGGUCUCAGCUGCUUGUGGAUUAUGGCCGCUGUUGACUGGAUUGAGCGAUGUUUCCUGCUGACCAUCUGCCUUAUGCACGGGUGUGGAGCGCAAGAAAGUGCAGCUGGUGCUAGUCCAACACCACCACCGAUGUUGUCUCAGAGCACGGCAUUUCCAACAACAGCACCGCCGCCACCAGCACCCACACCUUUGCCCGCAUCGCCGUCUUUUGCCUCGGCACCUCCACCAUCACCGAGCACACUACAGCCGCCCGGGACUGCGUUGCCUACGAUUCCCCCGCCGCCUCCCAUCACAUCACCACCGCUCUGCACUUCCGGUCUGUGCUACACACCGACGACAGCCAUUCCAUCGCAAACACCACCACCGACGUCAACAACACCCAGCGAGGGGCUGACGGCGAGUUUUCCGCCACCGCCUCCUCCCGUUUUCCCAUCGUCAAUGCUUGACAUGCCAUCAUCGUCGUCAUCGGUCCCACCCGUAUCAGCGACCACACCGCCGUUGGUCAUUUCCCCGACAGUUCCCAUUAUUACGCCUCCGCCGCCAUUCCCCCCGGUGUCCAUGACCGAUGUGUCGCCUCCCGUUCAGAGCACAAGUUCAUCACCGCCUCCGCCACCGCCUCCGCCGUUCCCAUCGGGCUCAGCGGCGGAUGCCAGCGGAGGCGAUAUGGACGCGUCCGGCAGUGGCAACAACAGCAGUGGCGUCGUCGUGGAGCCCAGUGCCUCCAGCCCCGCGAGCCUUGCAACUCCACAGCCAACUCAGUCGGCAACGCCGUCCGAUGCACUGACCACCGUACUCCAGACGGUCGCGCCAAGCUCAGCUGUUGUCACUAUAGAGACCACGACUGGACCAGGUCCAACCACCGCGGCAACCGACACUGACUUGGCAACGAAUGUCGCGUUUGUGACCAGCUCAGACGACAGACCUGCCACACAGCCGACAGCGUUUGCGACAACAAUAGUACCCACGAGUUUUGUGCCAUCAACUACUGAUUUCGGAUUUGGCGGCGCAUCCACAAGCGAAACCCCAACAACAGCCCCCGGUCUCACCACCCUGCAACCGGCAAUAACAAGCGUCGUCUUUACCACCGAGCAGCCUACUCAGGGUUUGGCGAGCAUUGCUCCCACGACCACUGCGUCUCAGCAGCCAACCGAGUUCGUCACCAGUCCCGGACAGACUACACUCGGUGCAUCGACACCGUUCGAGAUAACGGCCAAUCCAACAACUCAGUCGUCACAGGCACUGACAACACCGGCUGUCGAAACUGUAGUCAGCACGAGCCCCACGCCAACUCCCGUCGCCACGACUGCCAUUCCGGCUGAGGAGACAACCAGCGUGCUUAUUACCGAAGCUGCCACUACGGCAGCUGCGACUACAGCUGCAGUAAUGACGUCAGUGGCAACUGAUGCUGUAGACGGAUCUGCCAGUGGCGAGACUGCAACAGCAACUCCCCUGGCAGCGACGCAAGUUGUCAUGACUACGAAUGCUGUGCCAACGACUACCCCUGCGCUGACGACACAGGCACCGACCACCGGCGAGCCGAUUGCCACGACAACGGUACAAGUGGUGGAGACGACGGAGGCAGCCGCCACUACCACCCAGACGCCCGGUGUGACUACCCAACCACUGGCAACAACGGUUGUGAUGGCAACAAGUACAGACACCAUCACAACACCGGCGGCAACCACUGCCCAGGGAACAACUCCACAAGCCACUCCGGCUGCGGCGACUACACAGCAGGCAACGACAUCACCACCUGAGCAAACUACACCAGCGGAAACCACACCGCCGCCCGUCACUACUGCAUCGGCGGAUGGAAGUGGUGCUACGGACGGAGAAGGAGAUGCGACCACAUCUCCCCCCACAGACGCAGCCACCACAACGCUGUUGGUCACCACUGCUCAGCCAACAACGCUACCAGCCACAACUACGCAACCAACCACGCCACCAGCCACAACUACACAACCAACAACACCACCAGCCACAACCACAGAGCCAACAACACCACCAGCCACAACCACAGAGCCAACAACCACACCAGCCACAACGUUGUCAGCCACGACAGAGUCAGCUACAACGCCGCCAGUCACAGUACUGCCGACAACCGGAGCAGAGACAACAGCUGCACCAACGACAGCUGCUCCUACCACUGCGCCCAUGACUCUGGCGCCGACUACCAUUGCAGUAACCAGCGACGCCAUGACAACGACGGCAGCUCAGCCGACAACUCAGCCCGACACCACCGCGCCGGCGACAAUGCCUAUGGCAACUACUGCCAUGGCAACCACACAGGUAGCAGUGCAGACCACACCGCAGGUCAUCAUCACCACCACCACCACCCCCGUGCGGCAAACCACUGCUGGUCCGACGACUGUGGACGUCAGCACACCUGCAGCAACGACCGAAGACGGCAGUGGAGACGUCAGCACACCUGCAGCAACAACCGAAGACGGCAGCGGAGACGUCACAGAGCCAACAACUGUCCAGCCAAUCACAACACCAGCGGCAACGACACCUCCGCCGACAACAGCUCCCGCAACGGUACCACCGGCGACAACUGCCAUCCCUCCUGCUCAGACGACUACGCAGCAGCAAGAAGAACCCACCACGCCGGCUGGCACGACAGAAGCUGCAACUUCACCAGCUGCAGCAACGGAAGCAGCUAACGCUACUUUCCCAGUCCCUGCGGAAUCUACGCCGGCGCCAACUCAGGCCAGCACAACACUGGCUAACACAACACAGCCAAUGGAAACUCCCACGGCGAGUACAGCACCCGCUGGAGCGAAUGCCACCGUCGGACCAACAACAGAGGCUCCGCCGCCGUCGCCGGCGACAGCCAGCCCGAAUGCGACCAGCAUGAACGCAACCACAGUGGCCGUGACUGUAACGACUGUCGGGAAUCAGACGACUGCACUGCCGCCAACCAAUACCACGGCCUCCACUCCGGCUGGCACACAGCCAGAAACAACUGAACUAACGCAAACUACAGCCGCACCGCCCGCCACCACUCCGCCGGAGGUUACUGCGUUGCCAACAACGACGCAAUCUCCCGCGACGACCGUCGCCCCAACUACGGCGCUCGCGUGCCCCGGGUUUCAGUUCGUCAACGCCGACGGCACGGCCUGUUUGGAGUGCGAUUGCGAGCGGCUGGGCUCGUCGUCGUGCAGCGCUACCGGAGUGUGCGAGUGCUUGCCUGGGGUUGAGGGCACCCGUUGCACACGCUGCGUACAGGACACAUUCGAGAACCCGACCAUCGGCAGCUGCGCGCCGUGUGCAUGCAACACUCCGGGCACACGCCAGUGCAAUUCCUCCAACGGAGAGUGCGUCUGUCACCAGAACGUCGUGGGUGACUUGUGCACGGAGUGUGCCGUCAAUCACUUCACCCGCACGCCCGGAAACCUGAGCACUUGCACCGAGUGUCCGUGCAACGUGGAUGGCUCGGAGUCGUGUGACGCGGAGACGGGCGCGUGCGCGUGCAAGCCAGGCGUGACUGGCCAGCUGUGCGACACGUGUCUGGAGAACUUCUUCAGUCUGGAUGGCUCGCUUGACCAGUGCGUGAUGUGCCCGUGUGAACCAGCCGGUACAACGCAAUGCUUACAGAACGGUACUUGCGAGUGCAUGGCGAACGUUUCCGGAGAGCGCUGCGAGACGUGCGCGUCCGCUUUCUUCGGCACAGUCCCGUCCUGCUCUGCCUGCGGUUGUGAUGUCACAGCUACUGUGUCUGGGUCUGGCGUAUGCGACCUGAGCACCGGACAGUGCUCUUGUCUGCAAAGAUCUGAAGGGCGUCGGUGUUCGCUAUGUCAGAACGGUUUCUACCGACCGAACGGUAUCUCUGAGUAUGAGAAUGCCUGCUCGGUCAGAGGCUGUCUGUUUGAUCCACGGUUUGUCUGCCAAGACUGUAGCUGCCACCCGCAAGGCAGCGUCAACUCUUCCUGCGACACCACCGGCAUGUGCUACUGCCGGCCUGGUGUUCUGGGGACUAAAUGUGACCAGUGCGCUGACGGGAAAGUCUUUGCCAACGACGGCAGCUGUCUCACACCAACGAACUUCUUCCCGUUCGGGCCAGAUGUCGGAGAUAUCCUGGUGAGUGCGAGUGAUAAUGACAACACCGAGGUUAUCAGGUCGCAGAGCUUACCGGAUCCUCCGCUACCCGUCGGUACCCAGCAGUCGCCUACACGACAUCGCAAUGUGCUGAUAUCCAGCAGCGGGUACAUAUCACUGCCCGUUCCCAUCGGGCAGAUACCAGACAGCGGCUCACUGACUCAACAGAUAAGCAAUCCCGUCCUGGCGCCGCUGUGGUCGUCAAACGACCCACGCUUCGGGCGCGUCCACUAUCAGAUUUACGACGCCUCGCGUCUACGCACGGAUCUGAACCUCACUCUGUCGGAGGACAUCGUCGGCAGUGGGUUCUCUCCGGAGCUAGCUCUCAAGGUCACGUGGACAAACAUGCGUGCGUUCCCAGCCGGUCCGCAUGCCGUACGACAGGGUCUCUCAGACCUGGGAAGCAACAGUUUUCAAGCAGUGAUCGUGUGGGACAGCUGCGUGUCCGUGGCCAUGAUUAGCUACGGCGGGGUAGACUGGCGCAUCGGUCACCAAGGCGACCAGAGCAUCAUCGACAUAUGGGACGGCGAGCGGCUGGUCAACGUCAACGCCAACACGAACAGCGCCCAGACGAUCACCAUGGCAAUGACGCGGGCAUGCAGCGGGCAGCUGGCGGCGGACAGGCAGUGUCGACGUGACGCCCAGCAGCUGCCGAUCCUGCCAAUCACGCUGCGCCAGUUCUUCUCAGUCAACUGCCCGCCGUCCGACUUCUCUUUCAGGCUCGGUGCUUUCCACACGGACUUCUUCAUCGACACCAACGGCCAUUCCUGCUAUGUACGGGAAGCUCAGUUCUUCCAAUCGUUCACGACGACGUGCUGCUAUCAGCCGGAGCUCAGCUCCCUGGUGCUGGAGAGUGAGGGAGGCAGUUGGCUGUCUCCACGCAGCGCCACACCAGCCCAGCACGCUGUGGAGGUCAGCACUCGCGACAACUGCUGCGCGGCCGGAACGUGCGCUCGUUUCUUCCUCGCUCGGCCCUCGCCAUCCUGGUUCAGUUUCCCGCCGUUCAUACUCGCCUGGCUGUUUGGUGACCCACAUCUCCGUACACUGGACGGCAUAGGAUACACGUUCAACGGGUGGGGCGAGUACCGGCUGAUAUCGGCGUGGCACGACAACAGCAAGACGACAGUGGUGGUGCAGGGUCGCACCAGCGUACUGCCCAAUACUACUGCCACUGUGUUGACACAUGCUGCAACCGGUAUCUACAAUGAAAACUCCACUCUAUUGUCCCGUGUCAUGGUCAGUGCCACGCCAACAGGGAUGACCUUCUUGCUGGACGGCUCACAAAACAUCACCUCCGACGUUCUUGAUUUGGGAUCCACAAACGUCACCUUGUAUCGGGCGAACCAGUACGUGAGCUUUGGGCGCACUGCCAACGGCGGAUAUCGCAUGACGUUCGUUAACGGUGCAAUCGUCGGCUUCACUCUUAACACCGUCACAGCCAUUCCAAGCUUGGGCAUAUCGCCGACACUAUCAUCUGAAUUCCAUGGGGACACAACGGGCCUCCUCGGUCGCUUCAAUGGAGACUCCGCCGAUGAUUUCGUCACCCGCGGCGGCACCACUCUGGCGUCCAAUUCCACGGAGGACGUUCUCUUCUCUCAGUUUGGCCAGACAUGGCUGAUCAACGCAAGCGAAAGCCUGUUCACGUAUGACGAUGGUCUGACGGCGGCGGACUUCUCCUUCCCGGCGCACGUGCCCGUCUUCACAAACCUGCUGAACAUCAGCGAAGCGGCGAGACGAGCGUGCAAAAAUGACACAACAUGCCUGUUCGACGCCACCGCCACCGAUGACCUCGAUGUGGGUAGAAGCAGCAUGAGCGCCAACCAGCAGCUUGAGCAGAAUCGUGCCACUGCCGCAAACACUCCGCCGAGAAUCACCGGUCUGCCGAGCUUUGAUGCCGUUCUGGGCAAAAGAGUUGUGUAUACGUUCAACGCGACCGACUCUGACGGCGAUUUUAGCGUGGCCCUGGUACCCAUCAAUGGAACACGUCUCCCUGUCAACUUUAAUCUAACCAUCAGCAGUAGAGAAAAUAACUCGACCUCCUACGAGUUUGAUUGGACGCCGCAAGCGGAGGACAUCUCGCUGAGUUUCUCGUUCGUGGCUACAGACAUGCAGGGUGCUAGUAGCCAACACCAUCCGUUAGUCGUGUACUGUCCGUGCAACAAUAAUCAGCCGUGUGCAGCUCUGGACGCGUCCCAGGACGGUGGCCAGGCGCAGUUUGUCCGCCUGACGUGCAACUGCAACCUCUCCUACUCGGGAGAUACGUGCAACGAUGAUCGCAACGGCUGCUUCAGCGGAGGUGGCUGCUACAUGGGAGUCCUGUGCGCAGACGUGGCCGCACCAGGAUCUGGAGCUACCUGCGCCGCAUGUCCCAGCGGCCUCACGGGAGAUGGCAGAGUUUGCUCAGAUAUUCAGGAGUGCACAAUGGCAUCAUCACCAUGCUCCUCCAACGCGCUGUGCACGGAGACAUUUGGCUCGUUCAACUGUACAUGUUUCGAUGGCUACAUUGGUAGCGGGAUCAUGUGUAUGGAUAUUGAUGAGUGCUCUGCUGGUGGUGGUCACAACUGUUCAAUGUCAGCCUCCUGUACCAAUACAGCGGGUUCGUACGAUUGCCAGUGCAAUGUGGGAUAUGCUGGCAAUGGGCGAACGUGUACAGAUAACGAUGAGUGUGCUCUGGGCACGCAGCGCUGUGACCGCGUGGCGACGUGCAACAACACGGCCGGCUCCUACACGUGCACCUGCCCCGCGGGCUACUCCAGCCCUACGCCGACGACAUGCCGCGACAUCGACGAAUGCGCCACCACCACCGCUAGCGCCAGCGUGCCGCUGCCGUGCCAUGCCCAGGCUACAUGCACCAACACGGCCGGUUCGUUCAGCUGCCGCUGCCGAACCGGAUACACGGGGACGGGAGUGCAGUGCGAUGAUAUCGAUGAAUGUUCUCUGAACAUUGACAGUUGUAAUGACAAUGCCACCUGUACCAACUUGCCAGCUCGCUACCAGUGUCAGUGUGAAUCAGGCUUCCUUGGCAACGGAUUCGUAUGCAGUGUGGAUACCAACCCCACAGUCCAGACAAUGACCACGGCCGCUCCAAGCACUCUUCCGCCCACCACCACCGCCGCCACCACACAGGCCGUGAGCAUGCCAAGCUCCGCCGCUAGCAGCAGCUCACAGCAGCCGACACAGUCCACUGGUGGUGCAGAAGGCAGCGACUCGGUGCCAGCGUAUGUACCCAUCGUGGCCACGUUGGCUGCUCUUGUCGGUAUUGCGUUCAUUGCUGCCGUCGUCUUCCUUUACAGGAGGAGAAACAUGCAAGUGUACGACGUCGUCAGCAGUGGCUACAAGAUUAACGGCGACAAGCCGAUCAAGAAGCGCUCCACCAUCCUGUCGCGGCCGCGGGACUCGCCGAUUGACGACGAGGAAGGCCGCUACACAAGCUCCGCCACUCUGAGAAAGAUCAGCAUCCGCAACGAACACGCAGUGCAAUCAGGCGAUGUCGUCACCAACCCGACCAGUCUAGACAUCGACGCGAUAGAGAUGCGCGAGCGCAUGGCUUCGUCGGUCGGCGCGGAGAAGAAGAAAGCAUCUGCACUGGACGCCAGCGAGCCCGUAGCUCUGGUCAAUGAAGCUGCAGUGACGGAAUUCUCUGGCGAUGUGAAGCACGGUGCCGCGGUGGAGAACGGAGACGGCGCUGUGGCCAUCAGCAACCCCGUGUACGAUUCCCAGGUCAGCAGCAACGGUGGUGCCCAGCCAGCAGCCACUUCGGCCACCGCCACCACCAGCGCCGGUGGUGAUGUGCAGCAGACCAAGGCGAGUGCCCCAUCCAUACAUCUCCUAGACUUUGGCAAUGGCUCGGCGGACCACACCGUCACAGACAGGUCUAGCCGGACGGACGUAAAGGAAUACGAGGUACUGCACGUGUAGAGAGCUGCCCAGCGUGCAAUCUAGAGAGAUAUGAAUUUCAUCACCGAACAGAUUCAGUCACAGAUCCGAUAAAUCAGUCUAAUAAUGCUUUGCCAGCCACGUCAUAUUUCUGUUCCUUUUUUCUUCUUCCGAAUAUGGCAUAUUUUAUAAAUUAGACUUCGAAUGCGUGCAUGAUGUACAUGUGAGUGAAUUGUACUUUUGGAUGCAUUACGUUGAUUGUCCAAUUUGUUUGGCAAGCCAGCGGCACAGCAUCCAUUGGGGUGAUCACAGGUAAUAAUGUAUUUAGUGACAGAUAGCAAUUUCAAUCAUACUUGCCGCGGUAACACAGUAUCAUUAUUAUUUUAUCAUGUGACCUCAGUGGAUCGCCAUAGUUACCACUCGAUGCCAUGCAUGUUGAUAUGAUGCAAAUCCUAUUUUGAUUAGGAGAGCGCUGGUUGACUCAAACUCUCUCGCACUUAGAUUAGCGGGAGAUACGCUGGCGCCACCGUCUCUCAUCAUCAUCACUUCACCUCCUAACACAUUUUUCUUUCUUUGCCUCCGGUAUGGAUGUGGCAAAAUAAAAAUAUUAAUGGGA
Molecule: messenger RNA, 8862 nt
Organism: Sycon ciliatum
Lineage: Eukaryota; Metazoa; Porifera; Calcarea; Leucosolenida; Sycettidae
Exons: 27
Coding region: 294-8288 (2664 amino acids)
Biological process (GO): cell-matrix adhesion
Molecular function (GO): calcium ion binding
Source: RefSeq, a predicted model, not a curated record